AUAUGUGAAAUGUAGGUAAGAAGUAAUUAAUAUUUGAUGUAAGUAAGAAUUAAAAUUUUCGGUGCGGAUGUGACAGGUGGCAAGUAUUCAAAUAUGGAUUCAGUGAAUUUGACAACAUCAAAACAAAUGGUCGUACCGGACAAAAGUUGUCCAGUAUUUGCAUUGUGAUUUUCAAAAUCCGGAAAUUCUAACCGAAAUGUAGUCAUCAGAAGGUUUAUUCAACUUGAGCAUUUAGCUUCAGAGAAAUGGCCAAUUCUUUAUAAUAUUGAAAUUGGGCAUGUGAAUGGUAGAGAAGAGGGACAUGAAGCAAAAGCAAAGCAUCCCUUGCAGUCCCAAUGAAAUAGAGGGACAUGAAUGCAAAAUGCAGCAAAUGCAAUGUAUUUUCCAAUCCACCGUAAGUCAAUGGAAUAGAGGGACAUAACGAACGCAAUGAAUCCUUCACUGAAAUCAGAUUAGGUGUAGAAUUAUGAGGUUAAGCCUUUGUUGGACAAAAAUAGGGGAAGACGUAAAGUAAAUAGAAUAAGACAGUUUUAAGUCUUACUUUGGGAAAAAUAAACUAAUAAAUAAAAGCUUAUAUUUGAAGAAAAAACACCUAAAAAAUUAGUAGAGCUUUAUCAAAACUGAUAUUGAAGAAUAAAAGCAUCAAUCUUUAUUAUUAUAUGAGAAUUUUAUUAUGUAUUUUUUGAUUCUAUUAAGAGAAAAAGAAAAAAAAGAAAAGAGAGAGAUUAAGAAAAAUAGGCUGUAAUUAUGAAACAAAUUUCAAAUAAAUUUAUAAAUAUUUGAAUUGAUCUACGAGUUUAUUUAAAGGGUAAAUUUCCCUCUUAAGGUUUAUAUUUUAGAUUGAUCAUGGAAAUAGGGUUGGCAUAUCUGAAAAUAAAACAGCUGAGUGAUCCCUCAUGUAGCUAAUAGAAUGGUAUGGUACUACUAUGUUGUAAUCUCGUCUUCCGACGUCAACUUCAGCCUUUUAUAUUUCACAGACUCUGAAAAUCCUUGGUUUCCGAUUUCCUGAUCCUAAACAGUUCCUCUCAACAGAUUUUGUUAUUUUAGUUAUCUAUUUAUUUCUUCUAGAGGGAGCCCUUCUUUUUACCAAUUCAAACUAAUAACAUCAUCAAAUUCAGACACCUUCACUCGAUCAUAAUUGACUUGUACUACCACGAAUGAUUAACAGAAUCGGCCAAACUCAAUUCCUGAUGACUUUUUUUCCUCAGGAACUUUCUAUUUGUUUUCGUACGACGGAGAGGAGAAUUGGUAGCCGUCAAAAUUUUGUUUUGGAGAGAGCUUCCUCGUCAAUUUACACUCUCAAUACCUAACAAAUGUCAUUAUUGUCUACAAUCCUAUGCGGUUAUAUCUAGUCCGGAAAUCUUAUAUACAUGAUCUAGGCACUCGGCGCCAUACCUAUUUUCAGACUUAUUAGAAACAUUCCUGUGGAACUACAAAAGCAAUGCAGGCAACUACUCUCCUCUACCCGUCACCUCUCUUAGGAUCGCAUCAACUUUCUGUCAAAUUCCUGCACUUGCACCCAAGUACAGGUUUUAACAGGCAUCAUAACAAACUCUGCAUCAGGGUUCAUGCAGCAUCCGGAAGAGACAGAUACAGGCGUGAUUAUGAUGGUAAGUUGAUUGACGAGAACAUGGUUGUCCUUAGAAAACGGAUUCAGGAGAUGAGGACUGCAGACGGAGAUAAUGAAAUCCCAUCUGAGUGGAUGGACUGGGAGAAGAAAUAUUACCCAGAUUAUAAUUCAGAUGUGUGUGAAGCAGUGGGGGUUCUGCAAUCAGUAUUGAUGAACACCAGGCCUAGCUUGGCUUUGGGAAUGGUUGCUCUUUUCUUGUUCACUGUUCCAACCUCAUUUCUGAUAAUUAUAUUUAACUUGUGGGGUUGUAUUAGCUUCUAUCUGUAAUACCCAUCUUCAUAUUAUAGAUAUACAGCAGCUAAGAAUUAUCCA
Ricinus communis (castor bean) is the source of this 1942-nucleotide messenger RNA. RefSeq lists its product as uncharacterized. The record is from RefSeq and is a predicted model, not a curated record. Lineage: Eukaryota; Viridiplantae; Streptophyta; Magnoliopsida; Malpighiales; Euphorbiaceae. The transcript has a single exon. The coding region runs from base 1442 to 1897 and encodes 151 amino acids.